Molecule: messenger RNA, 1674 nt
Organism: Purpureocillium takamizusanense
Lineage: Eukaryota; Fungi; Ascomycota; Sordariomycetes; Hypocreales; Ophiocordycipitaceae
Product: Nicotinamide N-methyltransferase
Exons: 1
Coding region: 623-1540 (305 amino acids)
Biological process (GO): peptidyl-lysine dimethylation
Molecular function (GO): protein-lysine N-methyltransferase activity
Source: RefSeq, a predicted model, not a curated record
AUCAUCAUCAUCAUCAACAAAGGCAGCUCGCUUGGAUUGCAUUAUCUUGUCAGAUCAUACACCCGGGGGGGGGUGCCUCCUUUCACUGCAUCGCUAGCUCGAAGCAACGCCGGCUCUCGCCACGGCUGAAACGGGAGGGUCAGCAACAACAACAACAACAACAACAACAACCCUUUGUUCGUCGUUGUCGCUGGAAGGGCAGCAGGCUACGGCUUUCAUCAUCCUGCGCCAGCAAGCCAAAUCAGACAAGGGGUGAGAGGGGUGGGCUAGACUUGUGCGCACGCCUCUCCUUCUCUCUCUCUCUUCCAGCUUGCCGCUGCUCCGAGGGGCGCCAGCUGUCCUGCCUGAAGGCGCCGUUGCAUGCAGAUCUAGGCUGCCGUUCGCCCCCCUUUCCCGCUCCGCAGGAGCCAGAGCCGGUCGAUCAUUGCGGGCAGGCAGCAGGGUUGUUGCUCUUGUUGCCAGCCGAGAGGCGAUUGAUUAGCUUUCUCUACUUUUUGCUGGUGUUGAUUUCUCGGGGGGUUGACGUUGCAGGAGGAUCUUGGUCGAGGACAGUGCGUGCGCACGCACACACACAUACACACACACAUACACACACGCAGACAACAGAGAGGGUAAGGCGGCCAUGGACGACUACGGCACGGCGGCCCUUAUGGAGGACCCAGACGACUUCUACCCGCCCUCGCCACCGCCGACGAAGCAAGUCUUCACCAUGCAGAGCGGCCGGGCCGUGACGCUGCACCUCGUGGGCCACAGCCCGACCGAGGCCCACCACCUCUGGAACGGGGCCAAGUUCAUCUCCGACUACCUCGAGGACGACCCGGCCGGGCGCGUGCGCGGCAAGGCCGUGCUGGAGCUCGGCGCCGCGGCCGGCCUGCCCUCGCUCGCGGCCGCCGUCCUGGGCGCGCGCAGGGUCGUCAUGACCGACUUCCCGGACCCGGACCUCGUGGCCAACAUGCAGAAGAACAUUGACGAGUGCGACGCCGCCGUCGAGCCCCGGGGCAGCGUCGCCGCGAGGGUGCACGCCAUGGGGUUCGUCUGGGGGGCGGACCCGGCGCCGCUGCUCGCCCGACUCGCCGCCGACGCCUCGUCAGACGAGGAUGCUGGUGCUGGUACUGGUGCUGGUACUGGUGCUGUUCCCCCGGCAUCGGAGGCUGCAUCAGUAGCAGUAGCAGCAGCAGCAGCCGGAGAGGAGCAGGAGGGGCACAAGGAGGAGCAGAGGUUCGACGUGCUCGUCCUCGCCGACCUGCUCUUCCGGCACUCGGAGCACGGGGCGCUGGUCAAGACCAUCAAGGAGACCAUGGCCAGAGAUGGCGCCGCGUACGUCUUCUUCACGUCGUACCGGCCCUGGAAGCAGGACCUCGACAUGCGCUUCUUCGACGUGGCCCGGGACGCGGGCCUCUCGGUGGAGCAGGUCUCGGAAAGGAAGUUGGAGAAGCCCCUCUUCGACAACGACCCGGGCGACCUCGACGUGCAAAAGACCGUCAAGGGCUUCGUCGUCCGCUGGGCCGACGACGACGACGACGCCGCUACUGGACCAUAGACAAGAAAGUAGUAGAAAAUAACUAGUAAAAGGUAGUAGUAGUAGUAGUAGUAGUAGCAGCAGCCGCAGCAGCUAGUGGCAGACUGCAACAACACAAAUUACCCGAAGGGGAGAGUGCCUUGUGCUCUGUCACG